Messenger RNA from Aspergillus alliaceus, 2344 nucleotides. Its product is annotated as putative C6 transcription factor. Lineage: Eukaryota; Fungi; Ascomycota; Eurotiomycetes; Eurotiales; Aspergillaceae. Gene Ontology annotation, molecular function: RNA polymerase II cis-regulatory region sequence-specific DNA binding; DNA-binding transcription factor activity, RNA polymerase II-specific; zinc ion binding. Bases 343 to 2166 code for a protein of 607 amino acids. The record is from RefSeq and is a predicted model, not a curated record. The transcript has 3 exons. Gene Ontology annotation, biological process: positive regulation of transcription from RNA polymerase II promoter by galactose; DNA-templated transcription. Gene Ontology annotation, cellular component: nucleus.
GUUUUACGUAAAACUAACCCUUCAGCAGAAUGAGCGACACCAUUAGGGCUCGUCGCAUACUACGCAAGACAUUUGCCUGUGAUGAGUGUAAACGGCGGAAAGUUCGUUGUUCCGGCGAUGAUACUUGCACCAACUGCGUCCGAGAUGCGAAAGCAUGCCGAUACUCGUCCCCGUCGCAAAAGCUAUCAUCACUGCAAAGGUGAGGACUACUCGCUCUGUUUUUGCUUUGUGUCAAUGGGCCACCAAUAGUAGAAUGCCUGGACUGUAUUUACUUACAUAACCUGUUCAAGGCGCCUGCAAGAAUAUGAACAGCUUCGGCAGGACGUGGAAAAGGCCUGGAGGAUGUACCUUCCGAAUGUUGAUCUGCAGGAAGCACUUCAAUCUAUAAGGGAGAGUCGCCAGGUAGCACCAGUCAAUAUAAGCCAUGGAGAAAAGCUGAGCACCGAGGUGGAGCACCAUACUGAGCAACCCCCGACAAGCUUCACGGAACACAGCAACGCAGAAGACUAUGAAUUUGAUGAAUCGCAAGACUUCGAUAACUCAAUUGAUGGCAUGGGCUUCUUAACCGCUGAUCCACAUAAGGCUGGAUAUACAGGGCCGCAGUCUGGCAUAGCUGCGUUGAAGUUUCUGCAGUCUCUUCCGCUGUACCUUCCACUAAACAGCGUGAACACGCCAUCAUCAUUGGAUGAUGAUGAUUUCCCUACCGCACGAUCUCAGCCAGUGGCCACGGUAAAUCGUUAUAUCGAUGACUAUUUCUCCCUCUACCAUCCUGCGUAUCCUAUUUUACAUGAAGGGACAUUUCGUGCCCGAAUAUCGGGUGCUCUGGCCAAACCGCGUGAUGGAUCAUGGCCACUCCUCUAUAACACAGUUCUCGCUAUUGGCGCCUUUGUUGGCGACUCAAAUGCGACUAAAUGUGAUAUUCCAUUUUACAAGGAAGCCCGUAGACAUCUGACUAUGGAUGUUCUUGAAAAGGGAUCCUUGAGUUACGUGCAAGCUAUCGUUCUGAUGGCUAAUUAUUUGCAAAAGCGCAACAAGCCCAAUGCCGGGUUUAUUCUCAUCGGGAUUGGCUUCAGUAUGGCCCUUGCUAUCGGCCUGCAUCGCGAGUUUGGCAUGCCAAGCACAUCACCAUUCACCAUGGAGAUCCGCCGACGCGUCUGGUGGACACUAUUUGUCUUUGUUUCCGGGGCACAGCUAACUCUAGGACGGCCCGCUGUCUCCCUGGUGGGCGUCAACAUUCGCCUUCCAGCAAACCUAAAUGAUCAAGAUAUUGCUGUCGAUAUGGAACAGUUACCUGAGUGUAAACCUGGGCCUACGAUCACAUCUGCUCUCAUUUCCCAGGUGAAACUCGCCAAAAUUGCAAAUGCCGUUCAGGUAGAGCUUCUCACGCACCACGUGCCAAGGUAUGAGAAAGCUGUGAAACUUGAAGAGAACAUCGGAAAUUGGUGGAAGGACCUACCGCCGUAUUUCGGUCAAGAUGUCAACCUGGAGCCACAUCUGGAACUACCUAAAAGGGUUCUCUUAUGGAGAUCAUUUCAUCUGCGUAUUGUGCUCAAUCGACCCUUUUUAUUUGAAGCUAUAGCAACAAGAUCAGCCAUCAGUACAUUAGAUGGUCCUAUCAAGUCUUGUCUUGCUGCAGCCGACGAAUGUGUCACAUCUAUCUGUGGGUUCCUCAACUUUACAGAUAGCAGGAAACGGGGCCUCGCGUGGUAUGCGACAUAUUGGUUAAUUACAGCUAGCUUCGUGCAGGCGACGUGUUACAUCUACAGCCCCACUCAUGCUAUGGCUCCGACAUGGAAGGGCUACCUGCAACGAGCCGUGGAUUGCCUUGAUAGCCUUGGAUCUUCGCACGACAUGGCGUUCCGCGCACGAAAUGUAUUACAAAAGCUCCUCGAACAAGGCCAUGGAGGUGAUUUGACCCAGAGUAUUAACCCAAACUCAACAACCGCCUUGCGGCGCCCUUCUCAUGCGCUUUGGGUUCCACCGUCCGGUAACCAAGGUCAAGCAAUUUACAACCCAUUAUCAAUGGGGCUAGAGGAUAGCUAUACAUGGUAUCCACAAGGGAUGUCUAAUGCGGAACUUUUAGAUGCGGCAGGGGGGUUCAUGAUUCAAAACUUUUUCGAAGGGUCAGAAGGCCAUUCAGGAAGGAGUCCAUGGAUGCCAAUAUGAUCAUGCAUCCGUUAGGCACAUGAGAUAUAAACCGGGGUCCACGCGUUGUACAGGACCUCUCUACACCUUGGCCAUCUUCUUUCUAAAUACCACGAGGCCAACAACUUUGUGCUAUUGGGUAUACUGAUACUCAAACGUCUAUUUUUCAAGCUCAUGCAUUGAAGAAAUUUGCGGGAUA